Galdieria sulphuraria is the source of this 774-nucleotide messenger RNA. RefSeq names its product thiamine pyrophosphokinase. NCBI's taxonomy places the organism in Eukaryota, Rhodophyta, Bangiophyceae, Galdieriales, Galdieriaceae. Gene Ontology annotation, molecular function: thiamine diphosphokinase activity; thiamine binding; ATP binding. The transcript is spliced from 3 exons. Bases 15 to 740 code for a protein of 241 amino acids. Gene Ontology annotation, biological process: thiamine metabolic process; thiamine diphosphate biosynthetic process. The record is from RefSeq and is a predicted model, not a curated record.
UUGGAUGACCUUUUAUGAAUCAAUCCCUUUUUUGCAUAUCGAAGUUGUUGCAGGGUUUGCCAAGGUCGCUUUCUUUAUUGCUUUUGAACGGCGAGAGCUUUUCUGCGUCGCUAGUCUCGAGACUUUGGCAAUCUGCAGCGUUUACUGUCUGUGCAGACGGGGGUAGCAACAGGUUGUUUGACUGCUUUGGAACCGAUCAACGAGAUCGUUUUGUUCCCAACGUCAUAAAGGGUGAUUUUGACUCUAUACGGCCAGAAGUUAUCAAAUACUAUGCGUCAAAGAAAGUUAAUAUUAUUCAGAAUUCUAACCAAUUUUACAACGAUUUUGAAAAGUGCUUAGGUUCUAUUGAACCUAAUAUCGAAGAUUUACCCACCGUUGUACUUGGUGGCAUAGGUGGUCGCAUGGAUCAACAGCUUGCGAAUAUUCAUAUUCUACAUAAAUUUUUACCUAGAAAGAUCUAUUUGCUAUCGUUGGAUCAAGUCAUGUGGUUGCUUCCUGGAGGAAAACAUUGCAUUGUAUGUUCGAAAGACAUAGAAGGACCUUUGUGUGGCUUGAUACCUAUUGGCUCCAUCUGUCGUGAGGCGACAACUACAGGGCUUCGUUGGAAUCUAGAUCAUCAACCAUUAUCAUUUGGUUCCUUUAUUAGUAGUUCUAACGAGAUAGUAGAUAGUUUUGUGGAAAUUGAGACAAGUGAUACGCUAUUAUGGUGGUCCGAAUUGAAACUGAGGAAUAUAUUGUAGACAACAAAUUCAAUAGGUAAUCGAUGAUUUACGA